Messenger RNA from Tilletiopsis washingtonensis, 6461 nucleotides. RefSeq lists its product as hypothetical. The record is from RefSeq and is a predicted model, not a curated record. Gene Ontology annotation, biological process: regulation of ARF protein signal transduction. NCBI's taxonomy places the organism in Eukaryota, Fungi, Basidiomycota, Exobasidiomycetes, Entylomatales. The transcript has 4 exons. Gene Ontology annotation, molecular function: guanyl-nucleotide exchange factor activity. Bases 167 to 6199 code for a protein of 2010 amino acids.
CGAGCCGCUGCUGAGCAUCCCGCGCCGUCUCGUGGCCGCUCCGUCGCGCCGCCGGAUGCUGGCGCGCCCCUGUGUGCCCACCGUGCUGCGUCUCGUCCCUCGCGCGCUACCCCGGCACUCAUCGCUGGCGGCGCCCUAGAGUGGCAGCCCGAGGGCGUCGGUGUGCAUGUUCGUCGUCAAGCACCCCGCCUUCUCGCCGCCCUCGCCGCAGCAGCACCGCGCGGCCGAGUCGCGCAAGCUGUCGCCGCACCCGGGCGGCGCCAACGCCGCGAAUGCGCUGCACUCCGGCAGCAGCAGCAGCGCCAGCCUCCACCACCAUCCCUCCCAUCCGCAGGCGGCGCUCCGCCCGCCGCACGCGUCUCGCGCCCUCUCUGUGCCGCUCGCCAGUGGCGCCGCUGCUGGCCGCUCGCGUCCGCGCACCGCCUCGGCCGUCGCGCCCGAGCCGUCGUUCAGCACACACAGCAGCAGCUUGCGUCCGUCGUCGUCGGCAGGGCUCGGCGCGCCGCUGCGCUCCAGCUCCGGCCCGAGCUCUGCUGGCUCAAGCUACGGCUCCGGCGCAGCAAUGAGGCCAGACAGCAGCGCCGCGCGCAACAGCUCGCCGCCACGGCGCGCCCGGCGCCCAUCGACGGCCACGCCGUCCAGCCGCAGCGGCUCGGGCCCCACCUUCAGCUCCGUCGACGUCGAUGCGCGGCAGUCCGCCGCCUCGCGUGCGGCGCGAGACUUCUCCGGCGGCGUCUCUGCGGCGCCGCGCCAUCGCCGUGGCAGUCUCGACUCGCAGGGCGCCGCCGAGCGCGCCGAGUACGCCCAUGCUCUCGCCGCUGCUCGCUCCACGCCGCGGCCUAGCGAGGCGCAGCGGGCCGCGCAGGCUGCACAGAGCAUCAAGUCGUCUGGCCAGUCGGUGUACGGCGGCAAGCACAAGAGCAAGCCUGUGGCGUACGCCGGCCUCGUGGCGCUGCCGCAUCUGACGCGCCCCAGUGUGCCGUACUCGCCGACAGCGACAUCGCCGAUGCUGUUGCGAAGCAACCGAGAAGCGCGGGAGCGGGAGCUGCGCGUCGGUGCGGACCCGUUCCAGGCGCCGACACGCUCGACGGAGCUGCUUGGCGGGUGGGAGCGUUCGGGGAGUCCGCAAGACGGCGGAGCGCACUACGCAGCUCUGCGCCCAGAUCAGAGGGAUGUGCGCCUGCGCUCCGUCACUGGGCCAGGCCCGUCGGCGCGCGACGCAGAUGGGCGCGCCCGACGCUCCGAGGAUCUGUUGAGCAAGCGCCAGGCAGUGGGGCUGGAGCACGAGGCUCUGCAGGCGCCGGCGCCGCCCAAGUCUGCCUCACGCACGGCCAGCAUCUUCCGGCUGGGUCGCGGCUUGGGCCGCAAGAAGAAGCAGCCGCCGCCGCCAAGCGCGCCUGCUGCAACCUUCGAGACGCCGAACACACACGGGCCCUACCUCUGGGCCUCGCCGCGAGUGCAGGGACAGGGCUACGGCGAUCUGGACAACUCAGAGUCGGGCUCGGGCUCCGCAGGCGCCCUCUCGCCCGGCGCCGAGCCGCGCACCUCCUCUGCCGAGUCGCGCCCUGCAUUCAGCUCGACGAGCGACCUGAGCGGGCGCGCCUCGUCCGACGUCGAUGGCUUCUUCUCGGCGCAGAACAGCUCCAGCGGCCGUGGCGCGCGACGCAGCUCGAGCGGCAGCCCAGUGAACAUCGUAUCACGCUCUACAGCAUCACCGGCCAGGGAGCGGCAAGUGCUCAGCUCGUCGAACAGCUCUGGCUCGCUGCCGCGCAGCGGGCGUCGCAGCUCGGACAUAGGAGCAGGCCACCCGAGCGGGCUGCAGGCUUUGUCCCAUGCUGCCAAUGACUUCUCCUCGAGCCCGGUCGCGCCUGCGUCGGCGGCCAUGCAACCGAGUGCAUCGACAGAGUCGGACUUGUCGACGAUGAGCGCAAAGGAGAGGCGGCGAUCCCUCGCAUUCCUGGCCAGCGCCAUCGCCAGCGGCGGCUCUGCAACCAGCGACGCAGCGCAAGUCCGCGCUCUGUCCGCCGCCACAAGCAUCGACGACCAGCUGCGCGCUUCGACGUCCACUCGCCCGUCGCUGAACUCCGAGGGCAGACCGGCCGGCGGGUUCCGACGCGGCAGCCCGACGCCGACCAGCUCGCCGCGCAGCGCCAGCUUUGGCAAGCGCUCGCAUCCGCCUCCGCAGCAGCCACCCCCGGAUGCCGCGCUACCGCCCCUGCCAGACGAGUUGUCUGUCGACAUCGAAACGGCCGACAAGCAGGCGACGCUGCGGCCACAGGCGGUGCCUGCGAGCGCGCUGGGCGUGUCGCCGACGACUGCGUGGCGCAUGGCGUCGCUCUUCAAGACGAAGCUCGGCGACUCUGACUUCGCGCUGCCAAAGUCGCCCACAAUCUCGACGACGCCGCCGGUUCCUGACUCCGGCAGCCAGCUGCGCAGCUUCACCAUGCCCUCUGCGCUUGCGGGCGCGCGCACUGAGGUCGCUCCUCCGCAAUCGGCGAACAGUCAGGCCACUCUGUCACCGGCCGAUGCCGCCGAGCAGUCGUCUGACGCGCCGCUGCACAAGAAGCCGCACAAGACGCGCUCGCAGAACAACCUGCGCCUGCUGCGCCGUCCCUCUUAUCUCGGCGGCCAGAAGGACACGCCUGCGACGAGCGGCGACGAGUCGGGCAACUCGAGCGCGCCGCCUCAGAUCUCCACGCGGCGCCUGCUUGGCCGGCCGCGCACCAGCGGCGGCGAGGUGUCGGCAACGUCGAGCCGGAUGUUUGACUCGCCUGUGACCUCUCCUGGCGGCUCGCGGCUCAACCUCGGCGCAGACGAGGCUGCGGCAGGCGCUGCUGGCGGCUGGGGCUCGGGCAUGCGGUCGCGCCUCGAGCUCGCAGAUUCGUCGCCCGAGACGGAGCGCCCGCGCUACUUUCCGCCUCCGCCGGCUCAGAGCACUGGCGCAGCGAGCGGCAUCGUGCGUCGCAGAUCGAAGACUGGCCAGCCGAGCAGCGGCUGGCGCAUCGGGCGGGCCAGAAGCAGCUCAGUGGCCUCUGUCGACCCUCUCUCGCCGGCCUCGCUCUCUGCGGGCCGCAGCCCGUCCGACGUCCGGCCGUCCUCUGCCGCCGGGCCUAGGAGCGCCACAACAGGCUCCUUCCCUGUUCCGCUGUCUAGCAGCAAGCUUGACAGCAGCGGUGGCGCAGCCUCGCUCUUUGGCGGGUCCAAGAGUGCUUCGGGCACGCCGCGUCAGCGCGCAUCGUCGCUGCUUCCGAGUAUGCCGUGGAGCCGCUCGCGCACGUCUUCCUCUGCUGGCAUCGAGGGCCUGCCCUCUGGCGUGUCUCUCGCGCGUCCGAGUGCGUCCGGCGACGAGCUCAGCCCCAACUCGCCAGACAUUUCGUUCUCGUCAAUUGCCGCCGGCAUCGCUGCGCGCGACGGCGCCCAUCAAGACGCGAUGCGUCGCUCGUCGAUGGCGAACGACGGGACUCGGCCCUCGCCGGUGGACAUCCCGGGCGCGCGCUCAGCCUCGGGACCCGGCGCCCUUCCGCUCGGAGUGCCAGGCGCGAUUGCGGCAGCGAUCAACUCGAGCGCGCGGCAGUCGCUCAGUCUGCCGCGCGACUCGAGCGAGAAGGCCGCCUCGCCGGCUGAGCGCUUCGCCUCUCCCGACGACUUCAUGCAGUACGUCGUCGAUACGAAGCCGCGCAGCGAGAUUGCGGCCGUGCUCGCCUCCAGCGCAGAUGUGAUGCACCGCGACGCGCUGCACGCCUACAUGCGCCGCUUCUACUUCAGCGGCAACCCGCUCGACGUGGCGCUGCGCAAGCUGCUCUUGUCGCUCUACCUGCCCAAGGAGACGCAGCAGAUCGACCGCGUCAUGGAGGCAUUCGCGAAGCGAUACAACGAGUGCAACGAGGGCUUGUUCGAGACGCACGACCAGCCGUACAUCCUUGCCUUCUCGCUCAUGAUGCUACACACGGACGCAUUCAACAAGAACGCGAAGCACAAGAUGACGAAGGCGGACUACGUGCGCAACACCUCGACCAGCCGGGUGCCGGUCGAGAUCCUCGAGUACCUCUACGACAACCUCACCUACGCGCAGUUCAUCUACGUCGACGAGGAGGAGAGCAUGCAGCGGCGUGCCUCGGAGGCGACCAACGCCAGCGAGGGAGGCUCGAGCUUCUUCUCUGCCAUCACGCCCGGCGGCACGUCGAGCGCGAGCAAGGGCAGAGCUGAUCCUUACCAGCUCAUGGCCCAGGGACGGACCAGCGACCUGCAGGCCGACGUGCACUCCGUCAUUCCCGAGGACACGCCCUUCUCCGCGACAGGCACCAUGCUCGAGUACGACCUUGAGGCGCUGAACCGCGCGUUCGCCGGCGCGCCGUCCAUCGAGAUUCUGGCGCAGCGCCGGCCCGCCCUGCCGACAGGCUCUUCCUGGGGCGGCGAGAUGCCGUAUGCGAGCACGGCGAUGAUGACCACUCUGAUGCUCGACCCGGAGCCGGAGAACGUCGUUACGCUGCGCAUCACCAAGGUCGGCUGCGUCAGCCGCAAGGACGACCUUGAGGGCGGCAAGAAGGCGCAGUCGCGCAAGUGGAAGACGUGCGGCCUUGUGCUCACAAGCACGCAGCUGCUCUUCUUCAAGGACUUGAUCUGGACCUCGGCGCUGGACCAGCAGAUUGCCGAGCAGACGGAGCAGGGCACACGGCCGAACGUGCUCGUCACGCCGCGCAUCAGCUUCUUCCGGCCCGACGGCGUGCUGUCGCUCGGCGACGCCAUCGCCGUGCGCGACUCGUCGUACUCCAAGUACGAGCACGUCUUCCGGCUCGUUGCCACGCAGGGCAGCUCCAUGCGCCAGUACCUCAUCCAGACGCCGAGCGAGGCGGAGAUGAACGACUGGAUCGGCAAGAUCAACUUCUGCGCCUGCUUCCGCGCCGGCGGCGUGCGCAUCCGCGGCCUCGAGCCCACGCCGCCGAACAGCCGCAAGGGGUCAGUCAGCUCGCAGAGUCCCGCGCUGAACGGGGCGCGCCGACCCAGCGCCGUGCCGUCAAUGACGAGCGAAUCUCUGCCGCCGCCGUCGCUGGCGCUGAGCAACUCCACGGGCAACAUGUCGCUGGCACUUGACAAGCUCGACUUCUCUUCGCCGCCGCAGUCGCCCGCAGCCGCCGGACGCGAGGACGUCGAGAUGUUCGCAUCGAUGCGACGCCGGCUCAACACUCGCCGCCGCGAGCUGCAGCCAUGGAUCACCUCCGUCACGAGCAAGCUGAGCGCGCAGCGUGCGGCGCUGGACGCCGACCUGCGCCUGGCUCGCCAUCUCGGCAUCCUGACGCCCUUCCAGAAGGUGACGCGCGACCGCAUCGAGGCGGCAGCGGUGCCGCUUGCCCAGCGCAUCCGUGCGCGCCGUCUCGAAGUGGCGCGCUGGCAGUCGCGCAAGGUCAUCAUGCUGCUCGAGCUCGCCGCCGGCGACCGUGCCGCGCGCUCGCUUGCGCCGGCAAGCGCGUUCGAGGACUACGACUUCAUGCGUGUGUCGCCGCAGCCGCAGAUGAAUUCGCAGCCCAGCGCGCAGUGGAGCACUACGCCGACGCUGCACGACACGCCGGACGGCGUGCUCGACUCGCCCUUCGAGUUCGCCGUCCACGACUCGGUCGCGUCGUCCCCGAGCGACUCGCGCAUCUCGCCCUCCUACACCCGCCGGCCCAGCCACGGCUCUCCGGGCAGCUUCGGCGGCGGCCGGCCGCCGCUGCGCCACGCAGCGGCGCAGUCCGGCUCGCUCUCUGUGCUGCCGAAGCAUCUGCGCCACGUCACUGAGUCGGACGCCGACAGCGGCUCGGACUCGCAGCCCACGCGCAUCAGCCAGGAGAGCCCCUCGCGCGCGGCAGCGCACGCCCGUCCGGCUGGCGCGCGGCGCGAGCCGUCGUUCGACCUGGAGGGCGCCUUUGAGGGCUUCGACGCCGUCACGCACCAGAGCCCGGCGCUGCUGUCCUCGCCGCGCAUGCGCGCCUCGGCGUACGACGCCGACGAGCCGGCGUGGCGCGAGUCGACGCUCAUCGAGGCGAUGGAGGAGCCGAGCUCGACGGACUCGGAUGCGCCGGUGCACACGAUCGCGCGGCGGGUGUCGAUCACCGCCAUGUCCGGCGGUGCGGCGACGCUGCAGCGCUUUCCCUCGCGCAGCGGCCUGAGUCCUCCUCGCGGCGCUACCGUUGCUGCCUCGGCGACUCCGAGCUCCCGCUGACCAAGCGGGCCACGCCCGUAUGCCCCCCUGCUCGACCUUAUGUACGCUGCACGCCUCCCCUACCUCACUCACCCCACGACCCGUCCGUAAUGCGCCUCGACUACCAUGCUCCAUCAUCCUGCCGCCCUGACACUGACCCUCCGCACUGCCGCCGCGCACAUCUGUAUCACUGCUCCACUCUACUUUCUUCCUCUGCACAAUGAACGACCUCUCGAUGAAGCACGCUGCUGGGUGCAGGCGGAUCCAGGGCUGGGAAGCGGAG